This is a messenger RNA of Schistocerca gregaria, 3693 nucleotides long. Its product is annotated as ubiquitin carboxyl-terminal hydrolase 3-like. NCBI's taxonomy places the organism in Eukaryota, Metazoa, Arthropoda, Insecta, Orthoptera, Acrididae. Gene Ontology annotation, cellular component: cytoplasm. Bases 1035 to 2672 code for a protein of 545 amino acids. Gene Ontology annotation, molecular function: zinc ion binding; cysteine-type deubiquitinase activity. The record is from RefSeq and is a predicted model, not a curated record. The transcript has 11 exons. Gene Ontology annotation, biological process: protein deubiquitination.
UGUUUACGAGAGUUGUGUGGGAUUUGUUAAGUUAUUUUCGUCUUAAGCAUAUUUAUAUAAGAAGGAACUACCUUUCUGCCUCACAAUUGGUGCUAUCACUGUUACUGAUGUAGUACUGUUAGCCGAUUUCUGGUUUGGCGAAAACGAAACUUUAGUAGCGAAGCGCCGAAAGUCCUUAAUGCCGAUGAAGCGGUUACCACAUACACAACCGCAGAGCCACAUGGACAUUUUUUUUCUCUUCCGAAUGCUGUGAAGCAAAUAGUAAUCUCCCAUGAAAGAAACCAAACAGUGGCAUUACUCCAAAACUGAGUAUCGCCCUUCGAUCCAUGCGUGGGAUAGUAGUUGAUUUCGGCAAAAUGAUACACCUUUCAUUGUUUGGAGGCAACGAAGACAUUGUCGUAAUUGCACAAUAGCAGUUGAGCGAGAGUGAUUUGCUCACGAAAACGAUAACUGUAUUUGCAGCUGUUCGAAUUUGUUGUGUUGUAUCUAUUUAUUAAUAAAUUAUUUUCGAAGGAGGUGAGGAAUUGAGAACUUUUAUUGAGCAUUUGUGCUUGCACAAAUUGUUCCAUAUGGUUUCUUUAAUCAAGCAUUCGAAAACUAUAUUUUCACCUUGCUUGAAAAUUUCGUCGAAUUUAUGUUGAAUUUAAGUAAUGAAAACGAUUUUCUACGUCAGUAUCGACUGUGUGUGUUAAAUAAUGCGCUCAAACUGUUUAAAAAUUAUUGAUUCUUUGUUCUCAGGCUGUCAUUAUUGUUUUACGUUAAGAGUCUCCACAAUGAAAGUAAAGCAGCUCUACAAAAUAUUUCGAGCUGAUAAGAGGCUCAACUACUCCUUCAUGUCAUGAAAUUAUCGCGAGACACAAAAUAUUGCUCCCACCGUGUAAUUUGGGUGCCGCGCAAGGAUACAAAAUCUUGAGAUCUCUGGCGUAGCACUUUGGGUUCUAACGAUGGAGCGGUUGUCGGACUUGGUUCAUGAGGAAGUGUCAUUUGCGAAAGGCAAGGACUGACUGCAGAUGUAGGCUCUUGUUAACCGCAGGAUGGAGUGUCCACAUCUGUUAUCCAGUGUGAAAUUUCAUGUAUCUGCAUAUGAAAGUAACUCUGAUGGUAUAAGAGAUUGGCAAUGUGCAGUAUGCUCAUCUUCAGAAAGUCCGUGGCUGUGCUUAUAUUGCGGAACGAUAAAUUGCGGUCGCUAUAUUAAUGGGCAUGCGAAGCAUCAUUCAGAACAGCAUAGUGAUCAUACACUCAGUAUGGACUGUGAGACCCUAGCAGUUUUUUGCUACACAUGUGAUGAAUUUAUAACGAAUGAUACGCAGUCAGAUGUCCUACAGGGAAUUCGUCGAUUGUUUCACAAAUUAGAUGCAAAGACUAAUGAAGAAAAUGAAUGUCGUACAGCAGAAAAUGAACGGAAGCCUUGGAAGUCUCGGUCCCUCACGCCCAGAGACAGUCAAGAAAACGUCCGGAUUUUGCGGCCUAGGUCGCGCAAAAGGUAUUCCACAUCAGAUGUUAAUGGUGAAGUGAAGUACAAAAAACAGCAUAUAGAAAAAGUUGACAAACCAAAAAAUAAUAAUGCCAAAUUAAGGAGGGAGAAGAAAGUUGUUGGUAUAAGAAACUUAGGUAAUACCUGUUUCAUGAAUGCAGUACUACAGUCUUUAAGCAACAUUCAAGAAUUUUGUUGCUACUUCAAGCAGUUGCCAUCACUAGAAAAAACAAAGCAAAAUGGCAGACGCGUUUAUCAGUCUAGAACACUUAGAGAAAUGAAUGAUGCAAUAAUGGCAGAGGAGUUGAGGAAAGUUCUUGUAAGUUUAACACAAGGUGGCACUAAGGGUGCCAUUUCGCCUGAGUCCCUGUUUCUUGUAAUAUGGAAGGUGGUACCUCGUUUCAGGGGUUACCAACAACAAGAUGCACACGAGUUUCUAAGAUACAUGCUAGAUCGCUUGCACACGGAACUGCUGCACCUUUUGCCCGACUUUUCUCUGAAGGAGAGCCCUUAUAUCUCCCUACAGAAAGGGCGUACAUCAAUCGUCACCAGUGUGUUUGGGGGAACACUGCAGAGUGAAGUACGGUGUCUUAACUGCAGUACAGAAUCAAAGAAACAUGACCCUUUUCUGGACCUUUCUCUUGACAUACCAGACAAAUUUCAGCUCAGCAGAAAGUAUAAAGACCAUGAGGGUGGCAUUCCUCCAUGUAACAUAUCAGAUUGUUUAACAAGUUUUAUAGAAGUUGAAGAACUAGCUGAAACUGAGCUGUAUUACUGUAGCACUUGCAAGAGCAAACAACGGUCAACAAAACGCUUCUGGAUUCAUCGGCUACCGAAUGUGUUGUGUCUUCAUUUGAAGAGAUUCAGAUGGCAUAACUUUUUCAGAACGAAAAUAGAUACAAAUAUAUCAUUUCCUGUUACUGCGUUAGAUAUGUCACAGUAUGUGCUGAGCAAUCUGCACGAUACCCGUAGAUCAGGAAGUGGUAGCAACUUAUAUGAUUUGGCUGCUGUUAUUGUCCAUCAUGGAUCUGGUGCUGGCUCUGGUCACUACACGGCAUUUGCAGUCAACGAUGGACAGUGGUUCCAUUUCAACGAUAGUACAGUGAGGCCAACAGAAUGUGGUGUUGUCGCAAAGUGCAAACCUUAUAUAUUAUUUUAUAUUAGGCGGGAAUUCAGGCUGCCCUCUGUGAGCACGUGACAAAAUGCUAUUCAGAAGCUGCUUGGCUGUCAGUAACCUCCUCCUCUGCAUUAAAUAUCUUGGAUUGUCUGUGAAAAGUAUUAUCCUGGAAACCAUAUCGGCAUACAGUACAAGAAGUGUUGCUUUUUCUGUUUUAUUUUGUGAAAUGAUGCUCUUUAAGAAAGAGCUUCAUUGUGCCUAAGUUAUGAGAGCUUUAUUGUGGCUCAGAUAUUCUGUAUAAACAUUCCUGUGUAUCUAACUUCAAUGUAUUUAUUUGUUAAUGAUGUAUAAAUGUGUGUGGAAUCUGAGGCUGUAAAUGACUAAAGACUGAUAAGAAUUUUUAGAAUACUCUGCCUAUUACUCUUCAGAUGCUGCAGGAAAAUACACUUGCAGAAAACAUUCAUAAUUGAAACUACUUAUUUCUCAUUGUGAUUGUAUCUUAGGUGUCAUUAUUUAAAAGUUCAGUCUUUAUUGUUCUGCAGAUUUCAUUGUAUGCUCCUGAUUGUCAUCCCAUCAAAUAUGUAUAUUUAAGUGUACACUGAAUUUCUAAAAGUAAUUAUGUACUUAUUUGAAGAGGGAUUUACGUAGUUGUGAAGUAUUUUUGAUGUAUGUUCUGUGACUAUGGUAUUUAGCCCAUUUGAAUUUUUUUCUGGAGUUUCACACUCCUGUUUACGCCUAUACAGUAUGUACCUGUAAAUUUUCAAUUCCUUCUUUGUAAAAAGUUAAAGAGCAUUAUUUAUUUGGGUCUUUGAACACACCAAAAGGAAUUGACUGUUUUAGUUUUAAAAAGCUAUUUUAAAGAAAUGUGAUAUUAAACCAUCAGUCAUAAAACUGAGGCUAUUUUUAAUCAUAUUAAAUGUUCAUCGUACUGACCAUAAAAUAAAUUACAAUGUUUCAGUUUUUACCAUACAGGGUGAUACAAAAAGGUUCGGCCAAACUUUCAGGAAACAUUCCUCACACACAAAGAAAGAAUGUUAUGUGGACAUGUGUCCGGAAACGCUUACUUUCCAUGUUAGAGCUCAUUUUAAUACUUCUCUUCAAA